Messenger RNA from Funneliformis geosporum, 191 nucleotides. The record is from the annotation of a GenBank genome assembly. NCBI's taxonomy places the organism in Eukaryota, Fungi, Glomeromycota, Glomeromycetes, Glomerales, Glomeraceae.
AAUAUAAAUUUGUAUUAAAACGAAGAAAAGAAUUAUAUAAUGUACUUUGUCCAAUCGAUAGAAAUUUAGAGAAUGAAAGUGAUUGUAUUGAUAAUAAAAUUGAAUUAAGAUUAAAUAAAGGAAAAGAAAAAAUAUUAAAUUUACGUAAAAAAUAUAGAGAAAUCGAUAAUAAAAUUAAAUCAUAUGAAGAA